ACAGUUUACUUUCACUCUCACAGCCUCAGGAAAUAAAAUAUCAGAAGUAGGCUGGACUAUGAACCACGCAAUGUUUUGGCAUAUAUAAUUUGAAUGUACUUUUAUUAUCUGAACAAACAAACGAAUGAGCAAAUAUGCCCAAACUAACGCUCAUCGGAUUGUACUUUUGGAUUUGUCUGGCGCAAAAGGUGGUUUCCGGAGAUCUUUAUCAUGAAGUGGGAGGUGAGCUCGUGUUGACGCCGGACAAGUCCACAGUGCCUGACCCCAUCACAAGCAUCCUAUGGAAGCAUGGGAAGAACAAGGUGGCAGAAUGGGACAAUGAUUUUGGUGGUCUGGACAUCUAUGCUGAAUUUAAAGAGCGUACAACCCUGGACCAAACUACUGGAGAGCUGAAAAUCAGUGGAUUGAUGAGAACAGACAGUGGAGUUUAUUCUGUGGAGUUCAACAGCAAACUGCCUGACAGUACAUAUAAACUGUCUGUUAUCAAGGCAGUUCCCAAACCCAAAAUCACUUCUUCCUGUAACGCCAACCAAACCUCCUGCACUCUGACCUGUGAAGGUGACACCACUGAUGCUGAACCCGUCACCUACAGAUGGAAAGUGGCAGAGGGGGCGUGGGAAGUCGGAGUAGAACAGUUUAAUGUCUUUAAGAGCGACACUGGCCAAUCAAACAACGGUUACAAGUACAUCUGCAAGCUGAAUAAUGCUGUUAGUGGGAAAGGGAAAGUCAGUGAGCCAGUAGGAGAGGUGUUUGGUCCAGAGCCUUCCAGUACCAGUACUAUUGUUGUUGGUGUUGUCAUAUUAGUGCUUAUUAGUGCUUGCGUCAUAACAGGAUUUCUGGUGUGGAAGAAAAAGACAAGUUAUCCCAAAAACACCUGGAUUGACUUUUUGAGAAGGUUUUGUGGUGCAAGGUUUGGGGAUGAUCAGGUCACCAACCGUGGAGCUUCAGGGAUUCUAUCUGGAGUUGCCAUGGAUACAGUUUAUAGCACUGUAGGGGAUAAGUCUUCUAGAGAUUACUCCAGGAAUCAGAAUAAUAACAAUCAUCCCACUAACACAGUUAGAUCCAGUGAUGGAAACAACCAAACCACAGUUAAACUCAGUGAUGGAGUCCAGCCAGAACAAGAGACGGUUAGGCUACUGCCCAUCAAAACAGGGGAUGAUGACACAGACAAAUUGCAGGGGAAUGGAGGCAGUGAUGGAGUCCAGCCAGACCCAGUUGCCAAGUCUAAAACAGAUGGCAGCAUUGCACCAGUGGACGAGGAUGAGUCUAAAACAGAUGGCAGCGCUGCACCAGUGGACGAGGAUGAGUCUAAAACAGAUGGCAGCGCUGCACCAGUGGACGAGGAUGAGUCUAAAACAGAUGGCAGCGCUGCACCAGUGGACGAGGAUGAGUCUAAAACGGAAGGCAGCACUGCACCAGUAGGCGAGGAUGAGUCUAAAACAGAUGGCAGCGCUGCACCAGGGACUGACCUAAACGUAGCUGAAGGAGAGGCAAAAGGAGGGAAAUAUGAUUCCGUAUUGUAGGACGACAGGGAACUGUGGACCAGAGGUACGCAGAGGAUCAUGAAGACAAGAGAACCCACCAUCUCACCUGAGUUACCAGCACUGGACGACAAGGCAUUCUAACGUUCAGAGAAAAUUUCCAUAGCAAUAGACUGGCUUGUUUUCGGUGAAACUAAGGUCCAUUUAUAACAGUCACUUGUCCUUUCUAAACAAGUGUGCUUUAUAAAAACAAGGAGUGGGAAAUGUGUGGCAAUAGUUUGACCCCUAGAAGACCUUUUUGAAAUUGAAAGUAUAGAAAUGCACAACCCCAACAAAGAAGAGCACCUUUAAAGCAUCAUAUUAAAGCUUUGAUUAGAAAUGAAGCAGCAACAAAUUAUAAACCAACUCAAAAUUGGAUGCAAUAAGGCUUUCUUGUGUCAGAUAUAUCCAGCAAUAAGGCUUUCUUGUGUCAGAUAUAUCCAGCAAUAAGGCUUUCUUGUGUCAGAUAUAUCCACCAAUAAGGCUUUCUUGUAUCAGAUAUA
Molecule: messenger RNA, 2023 nt
Organism: Oncorhynchus tshawytscha (Chinook salmon)
Lineage: Eukaryota; Metazoa; Chordata; Actinopteri; Salmoniformes; Salmonidae
Exons: 14
Coding region: 135-1523 (462 amino acids)
Source: RefSeq, a predicted model, not a curated record